AUGAAGCAAAGCAUAAUUGACUUAACUGAGCUAGUAUUAGUUUGCCUGUGUCAGACAGUGGGGCCACAUAUGGUUGAUUAUAAUAUUUCGAUUGGCAUGCUUUGUAGAAUAAUUUUUUUUAUAUUCUCAAUCACCCUUAGAGAUGUAAGAUCCUUUACUUGGAGUGAACUAUGGUAUUAAAUUGGUGCAUGGGCAAUGUUUCAUUUGUUUGUAAUUUGCUUUGAAUAUGAAUAUUUGUUUAAAGGAAAAUCAUAAACUGUAAAAAGAGAGGCGAGAUAUAAGAUUUUUGACACAUUAUAGUCAGGUAUUGGAAUCAUAUAUUCCAUAUACAAUUUAGAUUCAUACUAUUAUUACAUCUUCAUAGGUUUUUUUUCAUUGAAUUGUUUGGAUAAUAUAAUUGGAUUGUUGAUAUAUUGGAGAUAAAAAGAAAAACCCUAAAAUCAUGUUCAAGAAGGAGGAAUUAUGGAAUUUUUUAUUGGCUUGACUUUAGGAAGCCUAGCGGUGAGUGGUUAUUUAAUAACUAUUAUAGUUUUAUAUUGGUUUGAAAUUUAGGAGAUAAAAAAUUUGUUGUUUUAUUUGUUUCUCACAGUUGUUGGAGAAUUGAUAAUAUCUGUGUUUUCAUGUUGCUUCAUUUAAUAUAAAGAGAAUUCCUAGAAAAUAAAAUUCUCAAAACAAAUGUUAGGACUUAGUUAUGGUUUAAAUUUUGGAUUGUUCAGUAUUUUUUAUGGAUUUCUUAUUGGCCUAUUUAUAUUUAUUACUUCGAUUAUACUGUGCUUAAGAAACUCAACAAGUUCAAGUCAAGUGCAUACAAUUACUGAGUGA
Molecule: messenger RNA, 822 nt
Organism: Paramecium octaurelia
Lineage: Eukaryota; Ciliophora; Oligohymenophorea; Peniculida; Parameciidae
Source: the annotation of a GenBank genome assembly